Chenopodium quinoa (quinoa) is the source of this 1278-nucleotide messenger RNA. RefSeq lists its product as uncharacterized. The transcript is spliced from 7 exons. Gene Ontology annotation, molecular function: protein binding. The record is from RefSeq and is a predicted model, not a curated record. NCBI's taxonomy places the organism in Eukaryota, Viridiplantae, Streptophyta, Magnoliopsida, Caryophyllales, Amaranthaceae. Bases 339 to 1022 code for a protein of 227 amino acids.
ACUACAGACUACAGAAUACUGUACUAAAUCUUUAGUUGUAGAAUAGAUAUAAAUCAAUUAGGACAACCAUUAAUACCUUUGGACCGUGAGGCACUCGAGUCCAAUAGGCCCAAACCCAAUAGCCCAAAAAGUCGAAUACAAGAAGUAUAUACGCUGUCAAUUUUAUUCUCCAAAAAAAAAAAAAAAAGUUUUCCUAAGGUAAAUCUUCAUCAAAUGCAGGCACAAUUUUCUUUUUCUGGGUACUUAAGUUUGAGUUUUAAUUUGAUUGAGUUUGAGCAAAUAAUUUCUUACAAACUUCAAUCAACUUAAAACCCUAAAAUCAACCAGAAAUCAAGAACAUGAGUGAAAUUAAAAUGAAUGAAAGUAGCAGUGAUCCUACUCUUGUUGAAAUCCUUCUCAAAACAAUCGGUCCUACUCGCCCUUCUCGCCUUAAACUUCCUCCUCAUAUUAAGGCUCGUGAUUUGAGGAAACUAGUUGCUGAAAAUAAGAAUUUGCAAAUUGAAAGUUUGAAGCUAAUUUUUCGAGGGAAUGCAUUGCAUGAUUCCGAUGAUGGAGAUGAUGUUUUUAUUCGGCUUGCUGAUGGUGAUUGCUUGAUUGUAGCCGUCAGACCGAAGGCACCACCAAAGCAUAUUAGAGCUGGAUAUGACGAUGAUGAUGAGGAUGAAGAAGAUCUGAAGUUCCAGCUCCCAGAGUCAACAAGUCGAUGGAAACGGAGGCUCUUUCGUAUUUUACAUGAUAAGUUGAAGCUUCCUGAUAUCAUCUUGAUUGCAAUUUUCUCUCUCAGCAUAAAGGCUUGGGCCUUAAUCAUCCUAUGGUUUAUCAUGGCUCCAGUUGCACACCGAUGGGAUCUGGGACCUUUAUAUAUACUCGGAACAGGAUUUUUUAUAAUCUUUUGGAAUCUUGGACAUCGUCAGUCAGGUGAACUCAGUGCAUAUUCAAUCUUCAACGAGGACUUUAGGGAACUUCCGGGAACUCUUAAUGCUGACCGCUUGGACAGAGACCUACGAACAGGUCAGCUAUAAAAGUGAUGGUACAAAUGCGCUCUUGUGUAUGAUUCUGCCAGAUACCUUAAGGAACUAUGCAAGUACAAUUUUUUCAUAGAAUAGGUUCUUCUCAUCUGUAAGCACUAAUUUCCCAGAGUCCCCUCCAAAACAAACCGCAGCGGCAACUGAAUGCUUGAAGACAUUUCAUGUAAAUGCUGAAACUAUGAUCCCAUGUGUGUUCAAUGUUGUUCAUACAGUUUUGAUGAUAUAAAAGCUACUGUAAAUUUUCUCACUA